AUGAAAAUACUCGCUUCUGCAUCGGAUUCUGGUUCCUUGAAGGAAAUCGUUUGUCCUAGGGGAACAGAUACUUCCAUACAGACUGCUCCUCAACCUAUAUCAAUCACUACCUAUUGUAAAGAGACUAGAUCUACUAGAAUACUUCAGUUUAUCCUAUAUGAAACCAAAUAUCUCAUAGCUACAAGGGCUGGAGGAUCGAUUUGUGUCUAUGAUCUUUUGGAUAGUUACAAACUAGUUCAUAGAUUCUUGGGAUUUGGCCAGAAUUCCACAGACUUGUUUGUAUCACUUUUCGUCAAUCCUUUGGACAAAUUAUGCUACUCGUGUACUCUAUCUGGCCAAGUUUUUGUCAUAGAUCCGGCUGAUUUGGACAAGGAGGCAGUUAAGUUGCAACUUCCACCUUCCAAUAGUGUCGAAUGUUUUGUGUGUGAUUCCAUUAGACCAGAUAUCUUUGCCUAUGGAGGAAAAGAAAAUGAUCUCAAAGUAGUGAAGCUUGAGAAGGAUCAGUUUCAGCUUGUUUUCAAAGCUAGAAACGUUCCAGACAAUCGUUUGGACCUUAGAGAACCUGUUUGGGUGAAGAAAAUAGAGUUUCUGUCCGAGGAUUCUGAUAACCCAGACACUUAUAAGCUUAUUAUAGUCACUGGAUAUGGUCAAAUUAGAUACUAUGAUUCCUCUGAAUCCAGAAGACCUUCUUUUAACUUCAAAGUUUUACCUGAUGCGUUAAUCACUCUAAAGAAAGUGAAAGGUGAACCUUCCCAUAUAAUUUGCUCCGAUAUAAAGACUACCACGGCCAAGUUCGAUUACAAAACUGGUCUAAUGCAGGGUAAAUUUCACGGUACAGUUGGUUGUACCCAAGCUCUUGAUAUUUUUGAGCCUACCAAAUUACUUGCAACUGGGGGGUUGGACAGAUAUGUGAGAUGCUUUGAUAUUGCAAGUCGUAAAUGCUUCGUUAAAGUGUAUGUGGGUACACACAUAAGUGAUGUGAUGGUGUUGGAGGAUAAUUGGAGAGAACAGAGAGAAUUGAAGAAGAAGAAGAAAGAAAGAAGCAAGAAGACGAAAUCCGAAUCCGAAGAAGGAGAAGAAGAUGGUGAAUCUGAUAGCGAUGCCGAUGACUUGUGGAGUAAGUUGGAAGAGAAUCUCCUUAAAGCUAGAAAGAAAAGAAAAUUGCGUUAG
This is a messenger RNA of Brettanomyces nanus, 1170 nucleotides long. RefSeq lists its product as uncharacterized. The record is from RefSeq and is a predicted model, not a curated record. Gene Ontology annotation, cellular component: preribosome, large subunit precursor; nucleolus. Gene Ontology annotation, biological process: ribosomal large subunit biogenesis. NCBI's taxonomy places the organism in Eukaryota, Fungi, Ascomycota, Pichiomycetes, Pichiales, Pichiaceae. Gene Ontology annotation, molecular function: protein binding. The transcript has a single exon. The coding region runs from base 1 to 1170 and encodes 389 amino acids.